GUUUUUGGUUCUUUCCUUCGAGAGGUUUCAUCGUAAUGCAUCUUCUGUAUACAAACUGCACAAAUAAUGCGUAACAAUAGCGCGUACGUAUUAUGCGUUAGGCGGAUUUCGAGAGGAGGCGGUCACGCGUACAUCGUCCCGAUUAAAUUUCAUCCGUCGAGUCUCUUGAAGGAAGUCAAACUACGGGAUCGUAUUUUAGGUAUAGGAAGGAACCGCACGCAAGAUAAAGAACACGGAAAAGAUUGGAGAAUGGUAACGCGUAUCACGGAUACGGCUCGACCUGUUAUCGUAGAGCUUGUCUGAUCAUACGGCGAGCAGAGGAGGAAGUGGCAGUCGACAGUAUCUUUUCGUAUUCCGUUUCGUUCUGUUCUCGUUUCGCGAGCGGCUCGGUGAAAGUGACACCGAGCGUAACGUUUUUUUUUUCUUUUUCGAGAAAUCCGCGAGUCCUUUGACCGAUAAACUUAUCGGAGGAAAAACUUCUGUAUCGAACGUGAUUUUCUAUGAUACCAACGAACGACGCAAGGCGAUUCAUGCAUCGCCUUCAACCGCAACGAUCCCUUCCGGAAGAAUAUCGAUCGCGCGAAGUGAGCAUAUCGUCCGCUCGUGCGUCGGUAAUGGUAUACGACGACGUUAACAAAAAAUGGGUACCGAGCGGCAGUUCGUCAGGACUUUCGAAAGUUCAAUUGUACCAUCAUCAAGUGAACAAUACGUUUCGCGUGGUUGGAAGAAAGUUGCAGGAUCACGAAAUCGUCAUCAACUGCGCGAUCCUCAAGGGACUGAAAUACAAUCAAGCGACAGUCACGUUUCAUCAAUGGCGAGAUAACAAGCAAGUAUACGGUCUGAAUUUCUCCAGUAAGGACGACGCCGACGCAUUUGCCAGAGCGAUGCUGCAAGCGCUCGAUGUGUUGAGUAAUGGAAGCAACAUAUCGAGGAGCCUCGCACCCGCAUCGACUACUCAGCAGCAGCCAGUUUUUCAGCAACAACAACCGACUAAUGCUCAAUACGAUGAAGAUAUGGGAUACAGAACUAUGACCAGGGAGGAUGUGGCAAUCAUUCAGGAACGCAGAAUGUCUCAACAAAGUCAAGCAACGAACAGUCCGAACGCAAUUUCUCCCAGCUGUCCUCUCGCGUCGCAGCAGCAACAAGUACCUCCGCAACCGCAGCAACAGCCGCAGCAACCGGCUGCGCAAUCCGUGCAACAACAACAGCAACAACAACCGACGGCCCCGCCUCAACCUCCGCAACCGCCACAGCAGCAACAGCAUCCGAUACAGCAACCGCAGCAACAACCGUUACAGCAGCAACCGCAGUCGGGUCACCACAGAACUUCGUCGGCUCCACCGGCUCCGCAGCCUCAACAACAAACCGUGAUGCAAUCGAUGCAAGUAACCGGUGGUUUGGGAACCGGUGCUGGACAAAUGUCGAGUGGAAGCGUGCCACCGGUACCACCUCCUCAGCCUCCUAUGUCCAACGCGGUUCCGCCGUGUCCACCCGCCAUGAUGAACUUUAACGUGCCGGUACCACCACCUCCGAUGAUGAUGAACCAGUACGCGCAGUCCCCGUCGUCUCAAUCUAAUCUACCGAAUCAAACACAAGCACAGGCGAUCUACGGUAGCGGUCAAACGAAUCAGUACGGUGUCGCCGCAAGCAAUAACCAGUACGCGACCGGUGCCGUGAUCGGGCAAAGUCCGAGUCAGUAUUCUACCGGCAAUCAAAAUAAUUUCUACGGUAACAAUGGCCAAGUUAGUAACGCCUAUUCGAGCGGACAAUCGGCACAGGCGAAUCAGUACGGAGGCGGCGGAGGUAGUGGUGGUACUGGUAGUGCUGGUGGAAGCCAAUACGGAAGCAGCAAUUCGAUCGGUCAAUACGCCACCAGUGCAGCAGCAGCAGCAACCGGCCAGUACGCCGUAGGUGUCGGUGUCAAUGUCGGCGUCGGCGUUGGCCAACCGAAUCAAAAUCAGUACAGCGUGGUGUCUCAGGCACAGGCACAGUAUGGUACGGGUCAGAUACAAGCAGUUUCGGGUGCGACAAAUCCGUAUGGGACACCCUCGAAUUCGGUGAAUCAGUAUAACAGUAGCGGUGGCGGUAAUAACAGUGGUAAUUGCGGUGCUGGCGGCGGCGGUGGCGGUGGUGGUGGCAGCGGUGGUAACAGUGGUACCGCUGCUGCUCAUCUUGUACCUUCGGCCAAUCCUAAUAUUUAUGCCGCUGUCGAGCAACAGCAUCCGAUACAGCAACCGCAGCAACAACCGUUACAGCAGCAACCGCAGUCGGGUCACCACAGAACUUCGUCGGCUCCACCGGCUCCGCAGCCUCAACAACAAACCGUGAUGCAAUCGAUGCAAGUAACCGGUGGUUUGGGAACCGGUGCUGGACAAAUGUCGAGUGGAAGCGUGCCACCGGUACCACCUCCUCAGCCUCCUAUGUCCAACGCGGUUCCGCCGUGUCCACCCGCCAUGAUGAACUUUAACGUGCCGGUACCACCACCUCCGAUGAUGAUGAACCAGUACGCGCAGUCCCCGUCGUCUCAAUCUAAUCUACCGAAUCAAACACAAGCACAGGCGAUCUACGGUAGCGGUCAAACGAAUCAGUACGGUGUCGCCGCAAGCAAUAACCAGUACGCGACCGGUGCCGUGAUCGGGCAAAGUCCGAGUCAGUAUUCUACCGGCAAUCAAAAUAAUUUCUACGGUAACAAUGGCCAAGUUAGUAACGCCUAUUCGAGCGGACAAUCGGCACAGGCGAAUCAGUACGGAGGCGGCGGAGGUAGUGGUGGUACUGGUAGUGCUGGUGGAAGCCAAUACGGAAGCAGCAAUUCGAUCGGUCAAUACGCCACCAGUGCAGCAGCAGCAGCAACCGGCCAGUACGCCGUAGGUGUCGGUGUCAAUGUCGGCGUCGGCGUUGGCCAACCGAAUCAAAAUCAGUACAGCGUGGUGUCUCAGGCACAGGCACAGUAUGGUACGGGUCAGAUACAAGCAGUUUCGGGUGCGACAAAUCCGUAUGGGACACCCUCGAAUUCGGUGAAUCAGUAUAACAGUAGCGGUGGCGGUAAUAACAGUGGUAAUUGCGGUGCUGGCGGCGGCGGUGGCGGUGGUGGUGGCAGCGGUGGUAACAGUGGUACCGCUGCUGCUCAUCUUGUACCUUCGGCCAAUCCUAAUAUUUAUGCCGCUGUCGGCAGUGCCGGUCCGCAACCACCACCUAUGCUACCAUUAGCUGGUCCUGCAGCACCACCUCCACCACCUCCGCCACCUGCACCAAAAAUCAACGCUGUCAACCUCAAUCCGCUUUCUGGGCCUGCAUCAACUACUACUACUACCACUACUACUAAUCUCGUCAGUUCUGCUAGCAACAACGACCCGCCUCCAGACUCCAAUUCGUUGGCUGCUGCUCUUCAAGCGGCUCGUUUGAAAAAGAAGCAGUCGUCGCAACAGCCGGUGGAGAAUAGCGGUUCGAGUACCAGUAGCAGUGGAAGCGCAGGAAGCAGUGGAAAUUAUGGCACGUUAGGAAGAGGCGGAGGUGGCGGUAUGGCUUCCAUGAUGGACGAGAUGGCUAAAACUUUGGCUCGUAGACGAGCUGCCGUCGAGAAGAAGCAACCCGAACAGCCACAGGAACCCGAAAGUUCACCCGAUAAAAAAUCAUGGGACAAGAACAAUUCGAAUAAUAAAUUUUCGAAUGGCGCCGAAUCACCGAAGUCUGUCCGCAAAAGGUUUGGUUCCGCAUCCGAGGAUACUCUCUUGAAAGUAAACGGCGUUAACGAUGGAGCUGUCCUCACUGCUCAAGAAAUGGAGGCGUUCAAAGCCGAGAUCAUCAAGGAAGUACGCAAAGAAUUUCAAAAGAUGAAGCAAGAUAUCGUGGACGCGGUCAGAGCGGAACUCAGUAGAAGAUAAAGAUGCGACAGACGAGGACCAGUUUCAUGCGUAACCGAGAAGAGAGAAGGAUUCUACUACCGUAUAGGUCAGCCGAUACGAUUAUCGACGAAGCCGUACGAUGCAAUUUUUUUUACUUCGUAUUCGCGAGAAUGGAAUGCAGUUAUACCCCAUGUAUAUCAGACGCGUUUGCGUGUAAGUACGUUAUACCUAAUCUAAUGUUCUAAGCGAACCGUAUCAGUCGUUGCGUGCCAGACGAAAGGCGAGCAACGUCCGAGAUUUUGGAUAAAAUUCAUUUAAAUUCUGUCAAUUCGAUGCACAACACACAUCUCGAAUCAUUUAUGUUGACAUGCGUAUUAAUCUUCGGUGGUAUCGUACAAUCUGUCUUUUAUUAACGACGAUUGUCGUGUUUCGUAUCACGUCAAGCAUUGUCCGUAGACAUAAAUUAUGAGUAACUUAAUGUAACGUAACGUAACGUAACGUAACGCUGAUCCCACGCACAAUGGAAGACAGUUUCUAUGUAAAUAUCAACCGAAUUCGAUUCAGCGAGCAAUACGCGAAAACGUGUAAAAAGACUUGUCUAGUCUAAAUGCAUUUAAACCUGGGGCUAAAAGAACGCGCAAUAAGUUUAUUCGCAUCCGACUAACGCGACGUUUCAUCCUCUCGAACGUUGAUCUUCGAUUAUGUAUUUAGAAUGCACCGCGGAUAUAACGUUUGUACAAUCGGUUCUAAUUUUGCUUCUUUCGUACAUACCACCUCUUCCAUGUACAGAUUUUUCAUUAAUACGCACAGCUCGAUACAUUCCAACGAGAAAACUGUUUUGGUACUUGCGCAAAAGAUAGAGUAGAUUUGCAAAGGGUCAUCGAUCGACUGCCACAAUUUCUAACGAACAAACGAAUUCUCGAUCGGACGAUCGUUCGGAUCGACGAGUUCUUCAAAUACGCGAAUACGCGCUAAUCCGAACGUGAAAGGAUUACACCAAUUUUUAUAUUUACGCGCAUUCAUUGAUCGUUCUAAGUUGAAAAUUCGAUGCGUGACAGGGCGAUCAUGUUUGCUACCGACACUGUAUACUACUCUCCGUUCUUAUAUUUUUUUAUCGUCUCUCGUACGAUUCUCACGGAAAAUGGGUAAGUUGACGUUGCAGUUCAUAUAUAUUCUAUGUAUCUAUAAUAUAGCCGUAUAUACGCUGAUCUGCACCGGCUUAUUGGCAUUUAUUGCUUUUACCAAAAAUAAAAAUGAAGGAAUGAGAGAGAGGGAGAGAGAGGAUGCGUGUGUGUGUGUGUAGCAAGAAGCGAGGAAAAAAAAAAUGAAAAGAGAAGAUAAUCGUGUCCAUUCCUGACAGCAUCGAUGUAUUUUCGAACAAUAUUUGAUAACGCUACAUCAACGUCACGCGAUUUACGAUACGAUACGAUACGGUACGAUACGAUAUGGUACGAUGUGAUAUUAUAAUACCUGCGUAUCCAGUAUUGAAUGACGCGAGCAAGCAUGAAUAUUUUGUCGCGUAUACGUUCUUUUCUCAUCUUUUUCUUUUGUUCAUAAGGAGAAAUUGUAAAUGACUGAUUGCUAAAUUAACACAGUUAUUAAGAAUGCAACGGUAAAUGUUUUAAAGCUUGUUCUAGAUACAACUAUAAGUAUUAUCGACUAAAUUUUUAACUGUCGUUCUAACGCAACAACUUGUCUAGUCGUGUAAGAGAAACGAAGAGCGGAAAUGCAACGUUUUCGGUAAUAAGCAUGGCCGUUGAAUUUUACGUUUCGAAACAACGCUGUCCGAGGGUGUUCAAAUCGAUACUUUCGUCUCAAUGUUUUCGAUUACAUAUAUGCAUAAAUGUCUUCUUUGUACGCGUGUCUUGAGUGGCGUUGUUACUACUCUUCGAAUAUCCCCCAUGCAGCGAUAACUACAGAAUCAUUCCGACAGUGUUGUUUGCGAUCGGUGUAAACACGCGAAAUUUUAUACGUCAAUUGUAUUCCAUCGAUGGAAUUGUACAAUUUUUUUUACUUCUUUUAUAUUUUCUAUCGGUGUUUACAUUUUUUUUAUUAUCGAAAGUUUAUCCCCGUCGCUCUUAAGCUAUUCACGGUAAAUACAAUGUUACGGUUCGAUUGCGUGAUCUUUGAAAAAAAAAAAGAAAAAAAAACAACGACUCGACAAAGCCUCUCGGUUCGAAGGUGCAAAAGUUAACGAGAACUGAUUAACGGAGAGCUGAUACGAGAGAGUUGGCGUGUGCAUGCGCGGGAGUAUGGCGAUGAAUGCGUUUUGCGUACAUGUGUUGCGACGGUGGUGCAGCGUAUAGAAGAAACGGAGGAGGGAUUCGAAGGGGAAAGUUUUGGGCGCGGCAAAGUACACGUUCGAUGGGUAGAAAAGGGAAGAAACGAAUCGCACGGGGUUACGAGAACAGCUAAUCGAGAAAAGCGAGACUAGUAUUAGAUGCAUUUAUAUUCUAUUUAACAUAUGUAUAUUUAUAUAUACAUAUAUCGUACAUGGAUAAUUUUAAUAACAAGAUUAACGCGCGAACAUUAAAAGAAAAAAAAAAAGAGUGUUUGUUACGAUUGAAAUUAUUUAAGGAACGCAAGAGAGCAUGGCGAUAAAACGAAUCGACGCGUUGCUUAUCGCGACACCGACGAAAUCGAGUCGAGGGAUAACCGUAAUCCAGGGCCAUUAUAAACGGUGUGUAUCAUAAUUAAUGUAUCAGCAACAAGCAAAUACACGUAUGAUAUAAAGAACUACGUACGAGAAUGCUACUUUAUAUAUUACGUGCGACGCAGCGGCAACGAGAGGUCGAAAUACAUUUUAUUUUAUUCGAUCGCUAAUCUAUCCUGCAUCCCAAGUUCGAUAAAGCGUUCGCGAUUUUGGUCGAUCAUUUUUUCUGUUCGAUACAACGAUUUAUGUACAUUCGUUCGUGCGCGUACGCGCGCGAGCAAGUUCGCGUUUAACCGAUCGUCGAGUCUCGUCGCCGUUUCCCGUCGUUGCUCGUGAGUCGAUGUCGAGACGCGUACAGAAAAAGAAAUGUUUAUACUAAAACUGCACAACAGUUAUUUCGAUACAAUGCGAUUCAUCGAGGUUGCGAGGGAACGAGUGUCUCGGCGAAAACAGCCACACCUUCCGUCAGCGAUACUGCGAGAACCGUCGAUAUCUCUUCAGCGAAUUAUCGGUAUUUCGCUAUACUGAUACGCGUUAC
Megachile rotundata (alfalfa leafcutting bee) is the source of this 7033-nucleotide messenger RNA. RefSeq names its product ENAH actin regulator enabled (gene ena). Gene Ontology annotation, biological process: intracellular transport. Lineage: Eukaryota; Metazoa; Arthropoda; Insecta; Hymenoptera; Megachilidae. Gene Ontology annotation, molecular function: SH3 domain binding. The record is from RefSeq and is a predicted model, not a curated record.